AGAUGCUCAUGGUUUGGAAGUUGGGGGAAGAAAGUAAGUGAAACUUUGCAAAACGUUGACAUUGGAAAAAGAUCUCAAAUCUUCUUUCUAAAUGCUGAAGAUGUUGCAAACAUUGAUAGGUUGUGCUUAGAUUGCCAACCUGCCUGUCCAUCUAGUCAGGAAGAAUGGAAGAAAAUGUGGUAUACCCUGGAAAGAAUAUCUAGGACAAUAAUUAGUUGUGGAGAUCUCUGGAAGGAUCUAACUAGAAGCUUGGGAAAGAAGAGAGCGUUAUCUGAACUUCUAAAGCUGUUAGAGAGCAGCGGUUUGCAUAGAAACAAAUUUGAAAAUGUGGAGAUAUCAAGUUUGUUUGUUCAGCCAACAUAUAGUUUGCAGCAUCUACUGCUGACACAGAGCAGACUGCUGUAUGUGGCUUCUGCUGCCCAUGACACGAAAUAUCUGUCAAAUGAAGAUUCAGAAUCUGAAUGGAAAACAGCAAAUGAGUUCUACUUUAAAAGCUUAGCAUCAAUGCAACUUCUACAACAGAUUUGCUUAAGACGUCAUGGAGAUUUUACUUCUGAGCAGGUUAAUAGGUCAGUCUCUUUUCUCAGCCAUCUUGUGGCUAUACAGCAGAUGCAACGGGCUGCUGCAUACGAGUUUGCUGAGCAGUUGAAGAGCUUGCGUGGCUAUGUCUCAGCUAUGGAAGAUUUAUUAUCUGCUUCCACUGACACUGAUGCUAGGACUGAGGUUAUGUGCUCUGUUGCUCAAAAUCAACAUGACACCUUUAUGUGUUUGUGGCAACAAAAACAACUCUUUGAUAGGUUUGGUGCUAUGUUGCUUGAAGAAUCUCUGUUGCUGAGAAGUUUUGAAAGAACCCACUUGAACUCUUGUAAAAAUGCUAAAGCAGCGGAUAGUUUUCUCGCUUUGAUUGAGAAAUUUAUUCCAGUAAUUCAGAAAUCUAAGGAAUCUUUGGAUACUUACCUUCUUGGCUGCAAUGAAGCUAUCACAAAUUUGACUUCUUGUGUCCAUCCAUAUAUAAUUUCUAAGCAAAUGGAACAAUUGUUAUUCCAGAACUUGGAUGUCAUUAAGGAAUUUGAAGACGAUCUCUCCACUUUCCGCAAGAAAGAUCACGAGAAAAAUUCUGUUAUAGAAACUUUUCUGAAUCACUUUAAUGAGAUGUUGAAUGAGGGAAAACUGAUGGCUGAAAAACUCAAUCCUGCACUGGAUGCUAGAAACAAACCAAAAAUUUCAUGUCAAGAUCCAACUUUCCCCGAAAAUCUUUCUGAAGUUGAAGCAGAGUUUGGUGGAGCCAUCGGAGAAACAUAUGAAGACAUCCUUGAUGUGUUGCAAAAAUUAGGUUCAUCUUGCAAUGGUCAUUCUUUUUCCAAAGAACUACUGGGGAAUGUUACUGCAUGGGGAGCUUUAUUUAAGUCAACUGUGGCAGAUUUUAGAGUAGAUGAAUUAUGCAAUAAGCUCCUCAAACUGAUUUGUUUAACAGAAAAGCUGCUGAACCAUUUCGGCCAAAAUGUCCCAACACUUUCUUCCCGUAUUGGAGCUUGUUUGAAGUAUCUACUUGCAUUUCUGAACCUAAUAUUGAGCUUUGCUGACUGUUUCCUGCAAGACUUUCUGGUUAUGGUUAAAACUGUAUCUGUUAUGACUCAUGCACUUGCAAAUAUUUUGGCCUCCUUGUAUUCAAAAGGGUUUGGCACUUCUGCCAAAGACCAUGACGAUGUCUCUGUUCCUGAUGGAUCCCAGUUAGCGAGUGGAACCGGUAUGGGUGAGGGUUCAGGAUUGAAAGAUGUCAGUGACCAGAUAACUGAUGAAGAUCAACUACUUGGUACUUCUGAAAAGGAUGGGGAAGAACAAGAUGCUUCAAAUGAAGUCCCAAGUAAAAAUGAUAAAGGAAUUGAGAUGGAAAAUGAUUUCACUGUCGAUGCACUCAGUGUAAGUGAGGACUCUUCAGAGGAUGACAAUGAAGAAGCUGAGGAUGACCAGUUGGAUUCUGCCAUGGGGGAGACUGGAGCUAAUGCUGAAGCUGUUGGUGAAAAGCUUUGGGAUGCACAUGAAGAUGAAAAUCCUGAGAACUCAAAUGAGAAGUAUGAAUCUGGACCAGCUGUCACAGAUAAAGAUGCUAGCUCUAGGGAGCUUAGAGCCAAGGAAGACCGAACUGCUGAUGCUGAUGACUCUGGGGACCCCUGUUCUGACAAGCUUAAUGAAUCGAGUGAUGAGAUUGGUGACCAGCAUGAUCUUGAUAAUGAAGAGAAUGUACAAGACCUGAAUUUGAGCAAAGAUGAAGCAUUUGCUGACCCAACUGGGUUAAAGCUUGAUGAGCUUGAUGUUAUGCCAAUGAGGAUGUUGACAAUGACGAAGAAGAGGACAUGGACAACAAUCAGUGCCAGAAGACCGGGACAUCGGUUGAGAAUGACAUAUUGA
This is a messenger RNA of Carica papaya (papaya), 2409 nucleotides long. The record is from RefSeq and is a predicted model, not a curated record. Lineage: Eukaryota; Viridiplantae; Streptophyta; Magnoliopsida; Brassicales; Caricaceae.